AUGGGAUUUCCCUUUGUUGGAGAGGCAUUUGGCUUUUUUACCUCUCAUAAAUCAUUUUCCAUUGGUAGCUUCUUGCAAGAACGUCGAUCAAGGUAUGGGAAAGUAUUCAAAUCCUAUAUGUUUGGGUCACCAACUAUAGUUUCGUGUGACUUAGAACUCAACAGAUUUGUGCUUCAAAAUGAAGGCAGAUUGUUCCAAAGCAGUUAUCCAAAACCUGUGAGAGACAUUCUUGGUAAGCAUUCCCUGUUACUUAUCACUGAUGUUGAACUUCACAAAAAGCGGCGGAGCGUUCAACUCGACCUCAUCAACAAAUUCAAGUGCACACCAAAUUUUCUUGAUGAUGUUGAUAAGCUAUGUGUUUCGUUAAUGGAAUCAUGGAGAGGAAAUAAACUAGUCCUCUUCGCAAAUCAAGCUAAAAAGUUUACCUUUGAUCUCAUGUUGAUGAAUUUGUUGGGCAUGGAACCGGGGGAACCACUUGGUUUACAGUUAUUACAACAUUUCCUCACAUUCAUGGAAGGCUUUGUGUCCAUUCCAAUUAACCUUCCUUGGACACCCUAUGCCAAGGCCGUCAAGGCUCGUACAAGAAUUUCAUCCAUCUUGAAACAAGUAUUAAAAGCUAGGGAACAUGAUGAGAUUUUAUUGAAAGGAGAUUUAAGUGAUGAGGAGAAAGCUAGCAUUUUACUAGACCUUCUACUUGCAGGUUAUGAAACAACCUCAGGACUUUUGUCCCUACUCAUUUACUUUCUUGCUCAAUCACCACAAGCCCUUAAAAAAUUGAAGGAUGAACACCACGCAAUAAGGAGAAAGAAAAAGGAGGGGGAACCUCUAAACUGGGAAGAUUAUAAGCAAAUGAAAUUCACCAUUAUGGUUAUAAAUGAGACUCUACGUUGUGGCAACGUGGUGAAGUUUGUUCACAGAAAAGCUAUCAAGGGUGUAGAAUUUAAAGGAUAUCAUAUUCCAGCAGGAUGGAAAGUACUUCCAAUACUAUCUGCUGUACACCUUGAUCCAUCGUUGCAUGAAAAUCCAUCAGAGUUUAACCCUUGGAGAUGGAACGAUCCAGCCACAAGUAAGAAGGUGAUCACAUUCGGGGGUGGAUCGCGGUUGUGUCCUGGGUCGGAGCUUGGUAAACUAGAAGCUGCUUUCUUCCUACACCAUCUUGUCCUCAAUUACAGGUGGACAAUGAAAGAAGAUGACUAUCCAACAUUGUACCCAUAUAUGGACUUCCCAAGAGGAUUACUCAUAGCUUUGGAGGCAGAAACAACCAAAUUUUAA
Molecule: messenger RNA, 1272 nt
Organism: Capsicum annuum
Lineage: Eukaryota; Viridiplantae; Streptophyta; Magnoliopsida; Solanales; Solanaceae
Product: cytochrome P450 724B1
Exons: 9
Coding region: 1-1272 (423 amino acids)
Biological process (GO): sterol metabolic process
Molecular function (GO): iron ion binding; monooxygenase activity; heme binding
Source: RefSeq, a predicted model, not a curated record